This is a messenger RNA of Oryzias melastigma (Indian medaka), 1610 nucleotides long. RefSeq names its product protein NDRG1. The transcript has 12 exons. Gene Ontology annotation, cellular component: cytoplasm. NCBI's taxonomy places the organism in Eukaryota, Metazoa, Chordata, Actinopteri, Beloniformes, Adrianichthyidae. Gene Ontology annotation, biological process: signal transduction. The record is from RefSeq and is a predicted model, not a curated record. The coding region runs from base 366 to 1493 and encodes 375 amino acids.
AAACAAAGGAGUUAAGAAUGCAAUUAAAUUAAUAAAGACGUGCUCAAAAUAUUUGUUUUUUAAAUACUUUUUCGUAAAAUUGUUUUCUUUUGGAGGAUUUCACGUUUUUUUGCAGUGUGGUGCUUAAUUCUUAAAGAAAAUCUUGUGUUGUUUCCGUGGGAACGCAGCAGCCUGAGGUCAGAUUAAGGAAGAGAAGGCCAGUUGGCCACGCCUGACCCAGGUUGGAGUUAAGGCUUAGAAACAGAUCAGCAUCUGAGGGUAUAAAAACCAGCUCAAACGUAUAGCCAGAAAACUGGGCUGACUGCUGGGCCGCCAGGAAAUAAAGAGUCUUCAAGUAUCCGGGUACCAAAUCAGACACAGCAGCCAUGGUUCUGGAGGAGAACGACUGUGACUCUGUCUUUGAGCCUCAUGUGACUGAAGAGUACGUGGAGACUCACUACGGAGAUGUCCACUGCAUCAUGACAGGGACUCCAAAGGCAAACCGCCCCGUCAUCCUGACCUUUCAUGAUGUUGGACUGAACCAUAAGUCCUGUUUUGAGACUCUGUUCAACCAUGAAGACAUGCAGGAGAUUGCCAGACAUUUGCCUGUUUGUCACGUCGAGGCUCCAGGACAACAAGAAGCAGCCAAAUCUCUUCCAACAUUGUACACCUACCCCACUAUGGACCAGCUCUCUGAAACAUUACCCACUGUCCUCAAAAAUUUUGGGCUGCGCAGUGUGAUUGGACUGGGAGUUGGAGCAGGAGCAUACAUCCUGGCCAGAUUUGCUCUGAAUCACCCUGACUUAGUGGAUGGGUUAGUUCUGAUCAAUGUCAACCCCAAUGCUGAGGGCCUGAUGGAUUCUGUCGCAAACAAGCUAACAGAUUGGACGCAAACUCUCCCAGACAAACUCAUUGCACACUUGUUUGGAAAGGAAGAGAUCCAGACCAAUCAUGACCUUGUGGCGACAUAUCGUCACUACAUCACAGCGACCAUGAACCAGUCCAACGUCAACCAGUUCUUCCGCUCCUACAACAACCGCAGCACUCUGGAUGUGCAGAGGCCUGUCUCUGGGGGGAACAUUAACGUCAGGACCCUGAAGUGCUCCACCCUUCUGGUUGUGGGGGAUAAUUCUCCAGCUGUGGAGGCAGUGGUUGACUGCAACUCUAAACUCAACCCCAACAAGACCACACUGCUCAAGAUGGCGGAUUGCGGCGGUCUUCCUCAAGUGGAUCAGCCAGCUAAAGUGAUUGAAGCCCUCAAGUAUUUCAUCCAAGGCUUGGGAUACUUGUCCAGUGCCAGCAUGACCCGGCUGCGCUCCAGAACCACCUCCAGCACCAGCUCCGUGUCGUUUGAAGGCCCCCGGAGCCGCUCACACACCAACGAGCUGCAGCGGGGCCGGAUGCACUCUCAGGGCACAGAGGAGAAGCGUGGGCGCACAAACACGGACGUCUCCAUGGAAAGUGUUUCCCCCAUCAACCAGAACACCUCGAAGGCCACUGAAGUAGCAUGCUAAAGUGCACACAGCUAGCACCCCUUGCACUUUAUUCAAACGAUGCCUCUUGAUUUACUUGAUUCCUCCCUUCCUUCUUUUCUUUUCUACUUGCAAUCAGUCUGGGGUUGUAUUUCUAGU